Messenger RNA from Brettanomyces bruxellensis, 1194 nucleotides. RefSeq lists its product as uncharacterized. The record is from RefSeq and is a predicted model, not a curated record. Bases 1 to 1194 code for a protein of 397 amino acids. The transcript has a single exon. NCBI's taxonomy places the organism in Eukaryota, Fungi, Ascomycota, Pichiomycetes, Pichiales, Pichiaceae.
AUGUUGUCCCAAAUACUCAUAUAUUUUGCUGUGCUUGCAGGCUUCUGUACGGCAGCUAUUAUUCCUUUAAUUAACGACAACGACAUUUUAAAUGAACCAUCAGAACCAAAAUUUCCGGAGAAAAGACCCUUUAUGAAUGAUGAAAUGCAAUUGUAUUCAAAAGAAUAUAAUGAGAAAGCCUCAGCUGUCUUGCUUUCAUAUGAGGAGCUAUCGAAAAACAAACUUCAGUCUUUAGGCAUUUCAGGAUCAAUUCUGAGUGUGCUCACUAAAGGGAUUGAAACCUCUGAUAAUUUCUUUCUUCCCUUUAAUAGUAAGUCUGUUUUUAUGUUAGAAACAGAAUCAUCUGUUUUAAUAGGAAAAGAUAAUAUCAGUAUGAUGAUGCCUUUUGACAUCAAUGGUGAUUACCUCUUAAAAGAUGUGAACUUGCUUAUACCCAGGUCCUUCCUAAACAGGUAUGGAUUGUGGAACCUUACCAGACCGGGCGGUCACGAAAUAUUUGACGGUGCAUUCUUUCGAAAUGAAUCUAAGCCUUUAAACUUUGACUCUCCUGUUCUUAUCAUGAUAUUUAAAGAAGAUAAUUCAUUAACUAAAGGCAUGUCCAAAAUGUUUUUUGACAAAUUUGCACUGACUUGGGUAAACUCGCGUGACUCAACAGAUUUAUUGCAUUCGGUCUUUUGCUCUGUCAACGGCAAUUCUACUUUUGGAGCUUGCUUAAAAGUUAAUGACGGUAAUAGGCAGAUUUUUGUUUACCCAUCAUAUACAUCUAUCCAAAAAAGAGAGAUCAACUUUAAUGGUUUUUUUGGCCCUUUUUUAGUUAAGCGAGAAGUACAAGAUUCCAAUACCAAUGAUCAAGAUUUUGCAGAAGAGCAAUCAACUAAAGAAGUGUUCGAGAUUCAGUUAGACGACUCGGAACCUCAAGCAAAUGAGAACAGCUAUGCUAAUAUCACCGACUGUCUACAAAAUGGGGAACCCGUUGCAUUGAAUGUUGUUGAAGCUGAUGAUGAGUACGAAAUACCUGCUAAUAGACCACCAAGAAAUCCACAUUACUCGCAAGUAAUUUACCCAGACUUGGUACAUGUCAACUCUCUUUCCUUAGCCAAACGAGGUGAGAAGGAAACCAACUGUGAACCAAUCACAUGGACCAAUUUGUUCAGGCAUGCGCUUUUCGGUAGCCCAUCUAAUUUCUGUACUUAA